Alligator sinensis (Chinese alligator) is the source of this 4254-nucleotide messenger RNA. RefSeq names its product semaphorin 6C (gene SEMA6C). Gene Ontology annotation, molecular function: chemorepellent activity; semaphorin receptor binding. The record is from RefSeq and is a predicted model, not a curated record. Gene Ontology annotation, biological process: axon guidance; semaphorin-plexin signaling pathway; negative regulation of axon extension involved in axon guidance. Lineage: Eukaryota; Metazoa; Chordata; Crocodylia; Alligatoridae.
GGGGUGUGUGAACCUGUCGAGGGCCAGGUUCCCAUUUUCUGCUGGGGGUGGUUUGGGUCCUUCAAUUGGGGAGGUGCGUGGCUAUGAGGUGGCCAAUCCCCUGCUGGCUGCGUGGGAGGAGCCUCUUGAAAACGAGGCUGGGGCUUGGGUGCUGUGGGUGAGCAUACGAAGGCCAGAUGCCUGCAGGGGACGGGAGCCCCAGUGCCGUGGGGCUGGGCAGGCAGAGGGAGCCCCCUGCGCCUGGAUCUCUUGCUGUGACCAGCCCUGCCGGACCCCCUGGACAUCACCCGAGCCCCCCUGGCUUCCCUCAGGUGCUGUCAAACUGCCGUGGACCCACGAGCCCCAGGGCUGGCGGCAGGCGAGCAAAGGAUGGCACAGCCCUAGGCCCUGCCGGGAAGAUUCCUGCCUGCACCGCGCUGCUCCCGGGACGGCCGCGAGGAUGCCCUGCUCCCUCUCAGCUGUGGCUCUGCUCCUACUUGCCCUCACCCGGAGCCUCCCGGCGGCCACGCUGUCCUUCCCCAGAGACCUCGUCCCCCUCAGCACCGUGGGCCUGACAAGCACGUCCCAGUACCCCUGGUUCCGGGGCCUGGCGGGGGACAAUGACACGGCCCAGCUCGGCCUGGACUUCCAGAGGAUGCUACGGCUCAACCAGACACUCUUCAUCGCCGCACGGGACCAUGUGUAUGCCUUUGAUCUCCAGUGGGCCAAGGAGCUGCUGUGUCCAGACAGGUAUCUCACGUGGAAGACGCAGGACGUGGACAACUGUGCCAUGCGUGGGAAGCUCAGGGACGAGUGCUACAACUACAUCAAGGUGCUGGUGCCCAAGGACGACCGGACCCUCUUUGCCUGUGGGACGAAUGCCUUCAACCCCAUGUGCCGUACCUACAAGAUCAGCAGCCUGGAGCAGGACGGGGAGGAGCUGAAUGGCCAGGCCCGCUGCCCCUUUGAUGCCAAGCAGACCAACGUGGCCCUCUUUGCAGAUGGGAACCUCUACUCAGCCACGGUGGCUGACUUCCAAGCCAGCGACGCGGUGAUCUACCGCAGCCUGGGCGAACGCAGCCCCAUGCUCCGCACAGUCAAGUACGACUCCAAGUGGCUGCGAGAACCGCACUUCCUCCAUGCCCUGGAGCAUGGCAGCUAUGUCUACUUCUUCUUCCGGGAGAUCUCCAUGGAGUACACCACGCUGGGCCGGGUGGUGUUCUCGCGGGUGGCACGCGUGUGCAAGAACGACCUGGGCGGCUCGCCCCGUGUGCUGGAGAAGUACUGGACCUCUUUCCUCAAGGCCCGGCUCAACUGCUCUGUGCCCGGCGACAGCUUCUUCUACUUCGAUGUGCUGCAGGCUGUCACCGGCGUGGCCCAGCUAAACGGGCGGCCUGCCGUCUUUGGCGUCUUCACCACUCAGGCCAACAGCAUCACCGGCUCGGCUGUCUGUGCCUUCUACCUGGAUGACAUUGAGCGUGUGUUCAGCGGGAGGUUCAAGGAGCAGCGGAGCCCAGAUGCUGCCUGGACGCCUGUCCCUGAAGACAAGGUGCCCAAGCCCAGGCCAGGCUCCUGCGCUGGCUCCGGGACUGCAGGCACCUACCGCAGCUCCAGUGAGUUCCCCGAUGAGACCCUGUCCUUCAUCAAGUCCUACCCACUGCUGGAUGAGGCCGUACCCUCCGCCACUGGCCAGCCCCUCUUCACCAAGACGGCCAGCAGGUACCGGCUGACCCAGCUGGCUGUGGACCCUGGCGCCGGCCCCCACCGCAACCACACGGUGAUGUUCCUGGGUGCUGAGGAUGGCACGGUGCUCAAGGUGCUGGUGGGCAGCACAGCGAACACCAGCCUGGAGCCCGUGCUGCUGGAAAAUAUCAACCUCUAUAGCCCAGCCAGGUGCACCAUGAGGCAGGAGGACAGGCGGAUCCUGGGCCUGGAGCUGGACACAGCGCAUCAUGUGCUGUAUGUGGCCUUCUCAGGCUGCAUGGUGCGCGUGCCGCUGAGCCGCUGUGAGGCCCAUGGCGCCUGCAGGAGGAGCUGCCUGGCCUCCCGAGACCCGUACUGUGUCUGGCUGAGGACAGGAGCAUGUGUGGCGUUUGGGAAUGACAUCAGGGCUGGCUUCGAGCAGGAUGUGGAGAACGCAGCCGGGAACCUCGGGGGCUGCCAAGAUGUCGCAACUGCCACGGGGAACCGCAACGGCGCCAGCGACUCGGCGUACGGGAACACCGGCCCCACCGCCAGCGUCGUGCCCUACCUGGUUCCCACAGAUCAGCCCCCAGUGGGCACAGCCCCAGAUGCCCACCCUGCCCCUGGCGCUGGGGACCCGCGCUCCACCUUGCGCGUGGCUGUCAGCACUCAGGGGGUGCGGCAGGAUGUGGAGGGCAGAGACAGCGCCAAGACUGUGCACUUCACCUUCCUCAUCGGCUGCGUCCUGGUGGCUUUCGUCCUGGGCGCUGCCUCUGCCGGCCUCCUCGUCUCCUGCUACUGCAGCCAUCUCUUCCAGAAAGCCAAGCGAGCUGGCAAGGAGCCUGAGGGUGCCCUCCCACGCCCGCUGUCCCUGCGCAGCCUGGCCAAGAUGAACGGGCUGCUGGAUGCCCCGCCAGGCAAGGACGGGCGGCCUGAGGGCCCCUCGCCCAAGCUCUACACCACGCUGCUGCCCCAUGAGAAGGAGCCGCCCCGCGCCAAGGAGCAUCCGGAGCUCUCGGGGCUGCCCACGCCCGAGUCCACCCCUGAGCUGCCCGUGAAGAACGUGGUGGCUGUUCGGAGCCCAUGGGAGAGGAACCACAACUCCAACAAUGCCAAGGAGGCCCAGGGCAAGGCCCAGCUGUUCCCUGGCACUGCCACCCAGGGCUACCCCUUUGCCAGCGGCCUCCGCGGCUAUGACAUGGUGCCGGGAGGCUGCGGGGAGGAGAAGAAGGCGCCGCAUGCAGAGAGGGUGCUAGUGCGCCCGUCAGCUGGCAUGGAGGUGACCACCCUGGAGGAGCUCCUCAGGCAUCUCCAUGAAGCCACCGGGCCCCCGCACACCACGCUGGGUGGGAUGCCUCUGGCCCAGCCAGCUGCCAGCCCCCCUGGCGCACUGUCCUUUGCCAACCGGGUGCAGCCCAAGAUCCCCGACACGGAGAGUGCUCCCUACUACAGCUCCUCCACCCUGCCCAGGGACAGCCUGCCUCAGCGCCUGGACGUGCCCCCCGACCCUGCCCCCCAGCCCUGCCCAGAGAAGCAGCCACUGCCCCGGCCUCCAGGCCACAGACACUCGCUGGUGCGUUGGUGGGGGGGGGCGGCGGGCGCUGGGGCGGGCGGCGGGCUCCUCUCACGGCAGCACAGCUUGAGCCAGGCCACGCGGCCACACCCACCGCUGCUGACACGUGUGCACUCUGCGGGCACGCCGGGGCCCCUGGCCGGCCAUGCCGCCUUCCUCCCGCGCCAGCGCCAGGGCUCUCUGCCCCAGGCUGCAGGCGGCGGCAUCAAGGGGGCAGGUGCUGCCAAGCCCAGUGUGCCGCCCAAACCGGUCUUCAUGCCCUCGUCCCCUGUGAAACCUGCCGGGCAGUUCAACUACUGACCUGCCCCGUGGCUGGGGUGCAGGGCUCUGCUUACACCCUGGCUGGAGCCCCCCGGCCUGGGCCCAGGGAGAACAAGAGGCAGCAGAGACAGCCGUGGCAUCAGGAGCACGUGGCUGGGAGCAAGACCAUUGGGCUAGCGGUGGUCACGGGAGCAGGGACACACUCCUGGGAAGGCCACAUCCCUGACAACCUCCCUGCUACCAUGGAGCUGCAGGGCGAUAUCCCAGUACCAGCCCGGGCACUAUGCCAGCCCUUGCCUGUCUUUGGCUGUCAAAUCUCCCUGUGUGCUGGGGGCAAGGGACAGGGCCACGCUCUCCCUGCCCCCAUUGCAAACCCCAGCCUGGGGCUUUAUUUAUUAGACUUGAACUGCUCUUUAAUUUAAACCAGGCAGCACCACUGUAGCAUUGGCCCACGCGGGAGCCUGAUGCUGGCGCAGCCGGCUCCCCCCACAGCGACGCUUGUCGGCUGCACAUCAAUGUAUUCCAGGCCCGGCAGGGCUGGGGAAGCCGAUUUUGGGGCAGGAGGAGGGGGCUGAUUUGGAAGGACAGCGCAGUCGGAGCUGAGGGCUCGGAUGGAAGAGGCCUCAUACAGAAGCGGGACAGUGGGCAGGGACGCAGAGGGCAGUGUUUCCUACUGUGUAGGAGCCCGGACUGCGCUGGGGGCGCAUCUGGACAUGGAUGCACCCCUGCCACUGUCUGAAUUAUACGGUCUUCCUGUC